AUUUACUACGUGCAGAAUUUCCGGAUGUGUAUUGUAAAAUGGCUGCGCUGUGGGCUGAAGUGAAUGUGAAGUGAUGCGAAUUGGAGACUUUUUGCCUCAAACUCUUUACGAAUGACAGUGAAUAUUGAUAAUCCAAGAACAUAGAAACACCUUAGUUUAAUGAAGUCUUCUCCCCGUUGGAGCGGGUCAGCAUGCAGGGAAAUGUGAUACUAUGGGUUCGCAUACUCUAGAAGUUAUCCGUCAAGGAUUGUGGGGUUCAGUGACUGGCGGAUGGUAUUUUGAUCCUCAUCAAGGAAUUUUCUGCAACACACUCCACCUGUAUCUGUGGAUAAUUUUAUUGUGUUUGCCCCUCACUUUUUAUUUGGCAUUCCCACCUACAAUAGCAGUAUGGGUUAUAUACAGCGUGGUCAUCACCGUCACCUUCAGUGUGAUCAAGAUAAUAAGCUAUCGCAUGCAUCUCAUGUUUGAUGUCGGUGAACAUGAUGGAGCUGCUAACACAGAGGAGAAUGGAGAUGAGAAAGCAGCCGGAGACAAGGGAGAUAGCGAGGAGUUGGAGUCCAGCUCUCAGAGUCGAGACUUGGAGAAAGGAACAAGCAGCACCCUCAGUGCCCAUGGACACAGCUCAUCAAGGAUUGGUGAGGAUAGUGAUGCUAUUGAGAUGGUAGAACUCAACUCCAAUCGUCCGAACUAUCACUCAGGAACAUCCAGCAGGACCAGAAGCAGGACUGCAUCGUCCAAUAAAAGCACAAAAGUGAAUGUGGAUGGUGCUUCUGCCAAUGGUAAUAUUGAGGUAGAAGUUCACUCCCAGAGGAAAGAUCUGUCGGCAUGGGAGGAGACCCUCUUACAAGCUCUUAAUGCCAUUGAAAGAGGUCAUAGAGAUGAUAGUCAUACCAGUGAUGAUGGGCUUGAUAGCAAUGACCAGUCUCUUUCAGAUGACUCAAAACCACAAGGUGCAGGAGGAGGCAGUGAUACCCCUAGUAUUACUAUAGAUGACGGAGUAAGGUCACGCUGUGUAACCACAUCAUUCCUCGAAUCCUGUGAAGAAGCAGAUGCUCCGUGGAAAGAUAUGGACUCAUCUAAUGACAUCAGGGACAGGGCCAGACUAAAAUCAUCCAAAGGAAAGUCUUCAGCCAAAUCAGGCAAACACAGAACUAAAAGCUCUGGUAUAUCAAAGAGCGUGAGCAGCCAGGGUGUGUCCACAAGCACUCCUGCAGAUGACGAAGAUAGCAAGGACUUGUCCAAGUUGAAAGAUCGUAACAAGAGGACUUCCUGUAGGUCUUUGGAGAGUGAUCCUUGGGUGAUGAGGGCCGAUGAGCUCGCUUGGGAAGAUGAACUAGCCAUCAUGGACCAGAUAUUUGCCCCUAUGAAAGUAGUGAAAGGAGAGGAAUCGGGGGAUGAAUCAGCCAAAAAAAGUGGUGAUGAUGAAGAAGAGGAGGAGGAAGAAAGUGUCGAGAAGCCACCUGCUACAAAAAAGAGUGACCUAGAGAAGGUUGUUGAUGUGAAGAAAACCAAAGUGAAAAGGAUCAGGAGAUCACAGUCUGAGUCAGACUCAGGACUGGAUCAAAGUAAAAUUAUUGAUUUCAGGACUAGUGGAGCAGGGAGUGUGAAUCCCAGACGAAGUUCAGGUGGGACUAGGGUAGGACCUAGAAUUAUAUCAGUUGGACCUCCCUCCGGGAGUUCCUCUGUUGACUCAGCUAAAGCAGAUGAAGUAGCGUGUGGGUCUGGGGCUAAGCCAAAGAAACACGGUGAGAAAUCCGAUCGUAAACGGAACCUUAGCACAGUUCCUAUCUCUCCCCUGGAGGGGAAAGAUGAACGGUCUUCAAGGAAAAGCCGGCACGCCAGCGCCCCAAGCUCAUCCGCAGGGAAUUUUAAGCGAGAGAGUAGCAAAGAACAAAAGCGAAAGACAAAAGAGAAGAACAAGCCACAUGAGGGUUAUAUAUCUACAGCAGAUCGAUUGAAUAAUAAUAAUGAAGUGCAUGUGAAAGGAACGCACACUAAAGAACCAAAGAAACCUCUAUCUGCAUCUUUUUCAGAAGGAAGCUCAUGUGAACCAUUGGCGUGUUUUGGUAUAGAUGACAGUGAAAUAAGUGGACAAAGUGGUUCAAGCAACACCUUGACACCGGAACAUAGACUGCGUAGUCACUCCUUGUCCUCCAGCCUUAGCUCGGGAUCAGAUGAUAGCACUGUCAUCUCAGAACGAUCUGCUUUUCUGGGUUCUUCUGCCACACCUAGUACACGGAGCACAUCAAGUUCAACAGGUCUUCAGUGGCUGUUUGGUCUGGAAGGAGAAUCACCGAUGCAACUCAGUAGCCAGGGUAGUAGCCCCACUUCAUUCAGAUGCCAGCCAGGUCCAAGUGAAGAAGCAGCAAGUACAUGCUCGUUUGAUGCCAGGGGCAGUGAUCGCUCACAAGACAGGACUAGAGAGGGAGCCAUCCCAAAGCGGAGGGCAAUUGUGGAGCGCAGUACAAGUGAAGAGUCUGCUCGUUAUGACGAACCCUAUGUAGCGCCGGAUGGAACUGUUGUUAGCAACCAUCUUCUGAGUAAAAUGAUGAGGAGGAUGCUAAGAGAAGAAUCUAUUAGGUCACAAUUAGAAGGAGCAGUGAAUCCAAACUUCAGAAGGAGAAGGCGGUGGCAAGCCAGAUACGUUAGUUCAACGAGUGAAUCCCGACAGAGGGUGAGAAAUAGCAGAAGUACCUUUCAUGGUUCAACCGCUGCUGAAGACGAGACUAGACAGAGGCAUGCUUCAGGAGAGAAGUCAAGACGACAUAAUUCAGAUUCAACAGAAAUGGUAGGAAGCCGAGCAAUGAUACCAAACUCAUCUCCUCACAAUGCCGCACUGACUAUGCUGUCUAGAGCAGAGGGAAGGUACCUAGCUACCAAUCAUAACGAUACAUCCCCUGGUUCAGUUCAUUGCUUUCAAGAUGAACACGGUAACUGGAUGACCUACACAUUUAGUGAUAACAGCUCUGGCAUUGCUCAGAGAGUUGAAGCUGAUCAGAAUCAAUCGCCUGAAGCAUCACCUUCACCACCUAAAGAAUCUACAAGCAACGAAUGGGAAGAGACAUCGAGCUGUCAUUCUGACUCUACCGUCAUAUCAGUACCAAAGCCCAGGCCACCUCCUCGGGCCUUACGUGCCAUCAGCAGCACGUCCGCAGGCGGAACCAGCGUUGGAGGAGGAGCAGGGGUAGCCAGCAGCGGGAUAGACCUGGACCUUCCCACCAAUAUCCUGGACCGUUUAACGGAUCCGCACCAGUGGGAGGCCACCCUGACGGGUCUCUUUGAUGCCUACCCUAACAUGGACUCUAGUAGUACUUAUGAGGAAAUGCACAGCAUGGAGAGUAGGUCGGCGGUGGCAGCCAGGGCCACGGGACGGUGGAUACGCAAUAGGGACAACAAGGUCAAGGUCCUCCAUAACUAUCGCUUCUGGGUCCUGCCGUGGAGAUCAAUACGAGUCAGCUUUGAUAGGCUGGCAUUCCUGGCCCUCUUUGACAGGAAUCGCACAGUGGUGGAGAGUGUUUUUGCAGUUUUGCUAGCAGUACUAGUAUCCCUCUUUGGCUUUGCUGUCAUGACCCAAGGUUUCCUUUAUGAUUUUUGGCUGUUUUGGUUCUGUCUCAUUGUAGCAAGUUGUCAGUACUCUCUUAUAAAGAGUGUUCAACCAGAUGCUGCCUCCCCAAUGCAUGGUCACAAUCCAGUAAUAGCUUACAGUAGACCACUGUACUUCUGCCUAUGUUGUAGCUUGAUCCUUCUACUAGAUCAUCUUUCCAGUACGUUACCGCAUCGAAACAGAACGCUCUUUGAGCUCUACAACUUUACCUUCACUACUCUUGAGUUACUUAUAUUUGCAAGGGAUCUUUUAUUAGUGUUUAUCUUGUUCUUUCCUCUGGUCUUCCUAGUGGGUCUCCUCCCUCAGUGCAAUACGUUUGUUAUGUAUCUACUAGAAACAGCAGAUAUUCACAUAUUUGGAGGCAGUGGUACCACUGGUUUGGGAGCUGCUGCUUACUCCACCUUCCGUAGUAUAAUAGCUGUACUGGUUUUAUGCGGGUUUGCCUAUGGUGGCCUUCAGGAUGAAGAAGCUUCAUCCCAACAUGUGUUGUUCUCUGUGUUUUGUGGGUUAGCUGUAGCAGUCAGCUAUCAUCUCAGUAGAAGUGCCUCCAAUCCUGGUGUCGUAUGGUCCAUUAUCAAGGAACAUGUGAUGCCUGAGGAUCAUAGAGGGAAUACUGAAGAGACUGAAGAAGAACAGAUCAGGGAUCCUCUUCCAGACAAACUUAAGAAGUCUGUGAGUGAGCGUCUUCAGUCUGAUUUGAUAGUGUGCCUUGUGAUGUUGGCAUUUGUUACUGCCCUUCAUGUCAGUACUGUCUUCACUGAACUCAUGCCUGCAUUGAGCUAUGUUUUGUUCAUCAUCGCUGUAGUUGUAGGAUUUCUUCUCCAUUACAUCUUGCCUCAGCUUAGGAAAGAGCUUCCCUUCGCUUGCUUCUCACAACCCCUUCUCAAGAGUAGAGAAUACCAUCAGUUUGAAGUCAGAGAUGCAGCCAAGAUCAUGCUAUUUGAGAAACUAUAUGUGUGGUUAUGUUUCAUCGAGCGCCAUGUACUCUAUCCUUUGGUCUUUGUAAGUGGACUCACUACAUCGGGACCAGCCAUUGCCAAAAAAUUCACCCCAUUUGGUGGAGCCGUCUUAAUGAGUAUUUGUGGUGUGAAGCUGUUGAGGGGUGCAUACGGAGACACGGCUCGGCAGUACCCUAUCCUUGCCUUCACAGCUCUGUUCUUUAAGUACGAUUAUACGGCAGGAUCAGAGACAUACCUCACAGAUUACUUUGUCAUCCAUUACUUCAUCAUGACCAUUCUACUCACUAAGAUAUAUGAAUGGUUGCUGAAGCUCCAGUUUGUCUUCACCUACAUAGCGCCAUGGCAGAUCACAUGGGGGUCAGCAUUCCAUGCCUUCGCCCAGCCUCUUAGUGCUCCUCAUUCAGCUAUGUUGUUUGUCCAGACCACCAUCUCUGCGUUGUUCUCUACUCCUCUCAACCCUAUCCUCGGCAGUGCAAUAUUUAUCACAUCUUAUAUCAGACCAAUGAAGUUCUGGGAGAGGGAUUACAAUACCAAAAGAGUGGAUCAUUCCAACACAAAGCUCUCCACACAGCUUGAGAAAAAUCCUGGUGCCGAUGACAACAAUCUGAAUUCCAUCUUUUACGAGCACCUGACACGAUCCCUGCAGGAGAGUCUAUGUGGUGAUCUGGUGCUGGGUCGCUGGGGUAACGUGAUGGCCGGGGACUGCUUCAUCCUGGCGUCGGACUACCUCAAUGCUCUGGUACACAUCGUAGAGAUGGGAAACGGCUUCCUCACAUUCCAGCUACGUGGACUUGAAUUCAGAGGUACCUACUGUCAACAGAGGGAGGUUGAAGCUAUUACAGAAGGAGUGGAUGAAGAUGAUGGAUGUUGUUGCUGUGAGCCUGGUCAUCUCCCCAGGAUGUUAUCUGCUAAUGCUGCCUUUGGUCAGCGAUGGUUGGCGUGGCAGGUGACCGCUAGCAAGUAUGUUCUCUUGGGUUACAGCAUCUCUGAUAACUGUGCUUCGUCCAUGCUUCAAGUCUUUGAUCUCCGCAACAUCCUCAUCACUUAUUAUGUCAAGAGUAUCAUUUACUAUGUUGUCCGCUGCCCAAAGCUGAAUCAGUGGCUUGAGAGUGAAUCUCUGUCUGCUGCCCUCGAGGGCACCACAGUACCCAAGUACGUGGACUGUGACCCGACCUUCAACCCCAAGAUCGAUGACGACUAUGAUCAGGUCAAGAAGGGGGUUACACGGGAUAGUUUCUGUGACUGCUAUCUGGAGUGGAUUCAGCACUGUGCAAGCAGACGUCAAGAGCCUCUUGAGAGUGGUAAAGAUUCUCAGUUGGUCACCCUAUGCUUUGGACUAUGUGUGUUAGGACGGAGAGCUUUAGGUACAGCAUCACACCACCUCUCAACAAGUAUCCUGGAGUCUUUCCUGUAUGGUCUACACGCGUUGUUCAAGGGUGAUUUCCGUAUCACGUCUCCCAGGGAUGAAUGGGUCUUCCAAGAUGUUGAGAUGCUCAGGAGGUGUGUUGCUCCGGGUGUUAGGAUGUCUCUCAAACUUCAUCAGGAUCACUUCACAUCUCCUGAGGAGUAUGAUGAUCAUCAAGCCCUCUAUGAUGCUAUUUCAAGUCAUGAAGAGAACUUAGUGAUAGCUCAUGAAGGGGAUCCAGCAUGGAGGAAUGCAGUCUUAUCCAACACUCCUUCACUUCUAGCACUCAGGUCAGUCACAAGAGAGGUUUUUAUAUCUUAUGUAAAUUAAAUUAUUGAAUAUUUUUAUUUUAUUUCUUCUUCAUUUACGGGCUGGAUGGCCCUCUUCAGCCACAGGCUGUUCAAGGGGUCCAGUAAAUAGCAUCAUGUGACCAAACAUAUUCUUGCUAUGAUGUUGAAACAAAAUGGCCAUUGCUAUGAUGACAUCAAUGAUGGAAUGGAGCAGUAUUCCAUCAUCGAUGUCACAGAUUAUGCAAUCUUUCGGAUGCGCCAGUCAACAAGUUAUCUCCCGGGAAAGUCCCGGCUCAGACGCUAAUCAGAUUCCGCUGAGCAUGGUGGUUAAACAAAGGUAGGUCAGUCAGUGGAAUUGUUAACUCUGCAACCAGGAUCUGUAAGCGUAGUGCAUGAUCUAGGUUUUGGUCCAUCAUUAAGAAUGAUUUUGCAUCUGCAAAGUACCUUUAUCCAUUAGGGUAUUGGUAGCUUGUAGAAAGGUGAUAUGAAAAAUAACAUCAAGAGGACUUUUUUACUUGUUAUUAUUUGCAAAUCUAUUCCACUGGUAUAGAUAUUAAGAAGAUUUUACAAAUAACAGAGAAGUGAAUUUCUGUAUUUUGUACCCAAAAAAUGAAAUUCAGAGGCCCUUACAAGGAUUUUGCUCUUAGAAAAAAACACUUACCGUAAGUAACGGUGUAUUAACCGCACCCGUGUAUUAACCGCACCCCCCAUUUUCGGAUGG
Molecule: messenger RNA, 6979 nt
Organism: Lytechinus pictus (painted urchin)
Lineage: Eukaryota; Metazoa; Echinodermata; Echinoidea; Temnopleuroida; Toxopneustidae
Product: pecanex-like protein 1
Exons: 33
Coding region: 212-6298 (2028 amino acids)
Cellular component (GO): membrane
Source: RefSeq, a predicted model, not a curated record